GAUGGCAUAAGACGGCAGUCGCUUCAAGACAUCCGUAGAGAAUAGACACAUCAUUGUAGUAAUUAUAUUAUUAGUUACAAUGUGGAUAAAAACAUUAUUAUAUAGUAUUUUGUUCUUACAUAUUUGCAGAGAGGUAUCAAGCAGAGAAUGUAGUGAUUGUCAAAAGUAUACGUCAUGUCAGCCUGCCCUAGAUCUACUAGCAACAAGAAGAGAUGACGACAGUAAAUUAAAAUUUCAAAAAGCAUAUUGCGGUUUCGAUGAGAAAGAACAAUUGUAUAUGGUAUGCUGCUCGGAUUUUUCGAAUGGGAUUCAGGCAAGCCUAAGCGAUAGGAGCGGCGCUGCCCUAGACAAUACGGAGAAACUAAAAUUAUUGCCCGAGGUGUGCGGCGAUAUUGAAGGAAAUCGUAUCGUCGGUGGAUCAGUAGCUAACCUCUACGAAUUCCCCUGGAUGGCCCUCAUUUCCUAUAACACGCGUUUUGGCCUUCAAUUUAAAUGCAGUGGUUCUAUAAUAAACAAACGGUACAUCCUAACCGCGGCUCACUGUGUGCAAGGAGAAGACAUCGCGGGUGUUCGCCUCGGCGAGUUUGACGUCCGCUACCGAACAGAUUGUAUGGGACAAGAUCCAAACUUAAUUUGUGAAACGCAUCUACAGGAUGUAGGUGUCGAGGAAAAAAUCAUACAUGAAAAUUAUCAAACAUUACCGUGGGUUAAUAACGACAUUGCCUUAUUACGACUUUGGGAGGACAUUGACUUUAAUCAUCAAAAUGUUGGCCCGAUAUGCCUUCCGGUGACUGAAACUCUGAAGAAUACGUCGUUGAGUGGGAAAAAGGCUACUGUGGCUGGUUGGGGUCUCACUGAGACAGGCCGGGAGUCGUCCGUGCUAUUGAAGGUGCAAAUACACAUCAAAAGCAAACAAACGUGUCUCAGUUUCUAUAACAGGAGAGCAAACGAAAACGAAGACAGAACCCAGAAUCAACUAUGCGCAGGUGACCUCAACAAGGAUUCCUGUAAUGGUGACUCAGGCGGUCCUCUUAUGUUGGAACAACUAUAUAAUGACGUGGAUCGAUUUAUUCAAUUUGGUGUGGUUUCGCAUGGACCAAAGAAAUGUGGAUCGAGCUUUCCAGGAGUAUACACAGACGUUAGAAACUACGUAGACUGGAUUUUGGAAAAGAUAAAGCCUUAAUAUAUGUAAUAAUAAUAUCGGUUAAUGGGCCAUAUUGAUAUCUCCAAGGUAUAACAUGCUGUUUGUUGAUAUAACAUGCUGUUUGUUGUGUCUAGUUUGGGGACCAAUCUACCGUUUAUAUGUUGUAUUGAAUAUGCCCAAUGCACGAUACUAUUAUUAUCAUACAGAUCAAAUUUAUUUAUCAGUAAAUUAAUAAACUAUUUCGUUGUAA
Molecule: messenger RNA, 1394 nt
Organism: Zerene cesonia (dogface butterfly)
Lineage: Eukaryota; Metazoa; Arthropoda; Insecta; Lepidoptera; Pieridae
Product: CLIP domain-containing serine protease 2-like
Exons: 7
Coding region: 80-1183 (367 amino acids)
Biological process (GO): proteolysis
Molecular function (GO): serine-type endopeptidase activity
Source: RefSeq, a predicted model, not a curated record